This is a messenger RNA of Caenorhabditis angaria, 1816 nucleotides long. NCBI's taxonomy places the organism in Eukaryota, Metazoa, Nematoda, Chromadorea, Rhabditida, Rhabditidae. The record is from the annotation of a GenBank genome assembly.
AUGUCGAAAUCGAAGCGAGUUUUUCUUACUAUAAUGGGCGAUGAAGAUUUUUGGGGAAAUGGUGAUGGAAUGAUUGUGAAAACGAAGCCAAAGAAAAAAAUGGAGAUGGAAAUUGAGGAGGAUGAAGAGUAUUUUGAUGCGAUUGACAAAGGUUUUGAUGAGAUGGAGAGUGAGGAGAAGAAGUUGAAGAAAAUACUGGAGGAGGAUGAUGUUUUUCUGGAAGUUGCGAAGAGGAAUAGUGAAGAGAUUGGUGAGGAAAAUGAUGAAGAAGAAGAGGAAGAAGAGGAUGAUGGUGAAGAGGGAAAGGAUUCGGGAGCAUUAUCGAUUGGAUCAUCGAGAGAUGGAGAUUUUAUGAAGAAUCGCCCGGAAGCUGAGCUUCGCGCUUUAUUGGAAGGACCUUUUGAAUAUGUUCUCGGAGAUGAUAAAUUCUAUGAAACAUAUGAAACGAUUCGGAAAAUCUUGGCGAAUUCUGAAGUGGUUCAACAACUUCGUCGAAAUUCGGCUGCGGUUCCACUGACUUCGGAUCAACGUGUUCAAACGAAACAUGCUGUUGUGGUGUCAAGUUAUCGUGAGCCGGAUCGUAGAUUGAGCCGAAAUUCGAAAUAUUAUUAUCAUCAUAAUGUUGGACCGGAGAUUUAUAGUCGAAAGGUUUUUGUUGGUGGUUUGCCGGCGUGUGUUACUGAAAGUGAGUUGAAAAGUAAUUCGAAAUAUGUAGAUGUGAUCUUCUAAUCAAUUUUCAGCCGAAAUUCUUAUGUUUUUCUCUCGUUUUGGAAGACUUCAAGUUGAUUGGCCGAGUAAACACUACGCUUUCAAAUCCGAUUCAAAUCAAUCAAUGAGUUCUUCCGAGUCUCAAACAACAAUCAACCAUUCAAAUUUAAUGCAACAAGUUCAAAAACCAACAUCACAUUUGGCAUUAGCAUCUCCACCAUUUGGACAAAUCAACCCGUUUCAAAAUAAUAAUAAUAACUUCCCAGCUUCUCCUUUACAUUUCCAUCAACAACAACAACAAAUGGCACCAAGAGAACUUCCACCAAGAGAAUUGCCACCAAUUGAAAGUAAUUCGAUGAUUGCUGGACCAGGAGGUGAAAAACGACAGAAACAUCUUGGCUACGUUUUUCUGCUUUUUGAAAAGGAGAGAAGUGUUAGAGAUUUGGUGGCUGAAUGUUUUGAAGAAGAAGCUGGUCUUUUCAUUACUUUGGAUGAUUGUACCACUUUGGGAAGUGUUGUAAGUUUAAUUUAAGAUCUGAUAGGAAACCUUCAAAUCUAUAUUUUUCCAGCGAGUUCAAAUUCGCCCAUGGCUUUUGGCUGAUGCUGAAUUUUUGAUGGAUUUCAAUGUUCCAAUCAACACUAAACUUGUUGCUUUUAUUGGCGGAGUUCCCCGACCAUUAAAAGCUGUUGAACUUGCUCAUUUCUUCGAACAAACCUAUGGACAUGUUGUUUGUGUUGGAAUUGAUAUUGACAACAAAUUCAAAUAUCCACGUGGUUCUGGAAGAGUUGCUUUCUCGAAUUAUGAUGCAUAUGUGAAUGCGAUCACUGAUCGAUAUAUUGUUUUGGAUCAUGAGGAUAUUCACAAAAGAGUUAGUGAGAUAUUAUUCUAGAUCUUUUUUUCAAAUCUUUUUUUUUGCAGGUUGAAAUCAAGCCCUAUUUUUUCCACAAUCAAUCUUGUGAAGAAUGUAGUGGCCGAUAUCACAGACAACAUGCUCCAUUUUUCUGUCCAUCUUUGGAAUGCUUUCAAUAUUAUUGUGAAACGUGUUGGCACAAAAUGCAUGCUCAUCCUAGCAGAUUCCAUCAUAUGCCUGUUGUCAAAGGUGUAUAG